Molecule: messenger RNA, 6771 nt
Organism: Homo sapiens (human)
Lineage: Eukaryota; Metazoa; Chordata; Mammalia; Primates; Hominidae
Gene: PXYLP1
Product: 2-phosphoxylose phosphatase 1
Exons: 9
Coding region: 3610-5052 (480 amino acids)
Cellular component (GO): Golgi membrane
Source: RefSeq, a predicted model, not a curated record
GCCUCCCCUCGCGCCGGGAGGAGCUGGCGGCGAGCGCCGAGCCGGGCGCGCAGCGACGGAGCUGGGGCCGGCCUGGGACCAUGGGCGGUGAGUGCGGCGCGGGCCUGGGCCGGGGCGGUUGCCGUUGGGGCCGAGCAGCGCAGAGGUUCUAGGCGGGUGGGCGUCCAGGGUCCGAGGUUGGGAGACUGAGGGGGUCCCCCUAACUCGCCAGUGGGAGAGGGGCGGGAAGGCUGGGGGCGCUUCGAAGCGUCGGGUCCGAAUCCCGCGACUAAGCCUCCUCCUUUAUCCCCGCGCUCGCCCCUGAGCCUAGGACUUGCGCCCUCUUUCCUGCCACUCCCCCCGUGCGCCCGGUGUCCCAGCCCCGGCGCCCGCCCCAUAGCCCCCUUCUCCCAGAGCUGGCGCCGUCUCACGCCCGCUGCGAACCCCCGGCUCUGUCUCCAAGCCCUCGCCCCCCGCAGCCCCGCACUCUCCCGCGGAGCCCGCCUCCACCUCGCCCCCGCCCUUCCAGCCCUCUCCCGCACGGCCCCCGCACUCCCGCCGCUGGAUUCCAGCCGAGAUUCAAGCUCCCGGGAUCCCCCUUCCCGGGCGGUCCUGAGCCGGCUAGUCUCCAGUGAGUGCAAUCUACGGAUCAGUCUCUGAUGGUGGGUCGUUAACCUCAGUGGGGACUCCAAGAUUUCCAUGAAGAAAAUCAGUUGUCUUCAUUCAAGAAUUGGGAUUGUCUCUGUCUUCAGGUCUGGCUCAGAAUUCCUGCAGCUGGUGAAAAUCUGUUUUCUAGAAGAGGUUUAAUUAAUGCCUGCAGUCUGUGAGCCCUGAGCUGUAGCCCCAGUCCCCUUUGACAUCACCCAUUUUCCAAUGGAGGAAGCUUCCAGGGAGACAGGGUACCACUUGGAGAGCCCCCAUGGCCACUUCAGAUUGCAGCCAUUGCCACUUCAUCUCACCUGAGGUGCUGAGGGGAGAGUCUAGGUAAGUGACAAAAGGAGCAGUGGCUUGGAAGGUCUGUGCACCUGUAUUUAGGAGGUGAAGAAGAGGGAGCAGCUUUCUAGUAGGAUGGUGGGCCUUUUGAUAGAAGCAUCUCCCAGGGACUCUUUUUGAACCUGCUGUGCAGCCUUGCAGGUAAACGACGGCCCAUUGGAGCCUCUCAACCUGGAGAUGCUGCAUGGCAGCCACGAGGAGGCACCCGUGAACCCAGAAUGAAUUUCAGGGUCCGCUCUGAGUCCAAAAGGCAGGAGGGCCCUGGCCAACUAACACCUAACUGAGCCACAGACUCUGGCCUGUUUAUCCUCCACCCUCAAAACCAGCAGGCUUCUCUGACCCUUUUUGGACUUUGGCUGGGGAAGCCACUGGCUUUUGGAAAAAGUUCAGUCUGCAGUGAUGGCGGGAACAAUCUCAGGAGUCUGGAAGAAGUUAAUGAUUAAAAAGGCAUGGAAGAAGAACUGGAUGGCGGCUUGGGGAGUAGUUUCUGCAGUCAGGAGGCACCCUUCACCUCAUUCCCUUGGCCCACAGUCAUCUGUGCAUGCGUCUGCCCCUCCCUCCAUCAGUGGAGCUCCCUCUGAGCUGCGUACUCGAGGGUGGAGGAGAGUUUGGGGGAACUCAAACAUGUGGUAGUAGAGACUGUAGUAACUUUAAAAUUCUCUUUGUAUUUGCAGAAUCAUUUCCCCAAUUUACACACUCAUGUUUCAGUUUACAGGGCAUCCUUUUGUCACCUGCUCGCCACCCUUAUGCCCCUGGGUGUGACCAGCUUCCUCAGAAAGAGCUGUAAUCAAUAGCAUAUUGAUUAAAAAGCAUAUUAAGAUGAAAAUUAUUGCACCUGGUUUUGAUGCCCCCACUCUCUCCCCUUUCCUCCUCCACUUCUGUUUGUGGUUACAGCCAUCAUUUACAUUAAAGUUACAAAUCAUUUUGAAUACUAUUUGUCCCACCCCUCAGUUAUUCAGAGACAUGUGUCUUUUCAACCAACAAAACCACAGCUUGCUUUCCUAAGCUUACCUCAUUCUUGGAUCUAACACCAACCUUCAGGCCUUCAGAGAUCCAGCAGUAUCAUUUUGAGCUUUUAACCGUAAAAUAAAAUGAAGCUCUUACUUGCUGUUUGUUCUCUGCAGACAUAGGAGAAUCUAGUUAGAAUUAAACAUUUACUGUCUUGUUAAGGCUUUAUGCUUCUAAAAUGAAAGUGGCAGUUGGAUUACCGUAAAGUUAGUAAAGUUGUAGAACAAAUUUUUGGAAGCUCAGAAAUAAUAAUGGAGGGACUUACAGAAAUAAACUAUUAAGCUUAAAUCUUAAAACAUAGAUAUAAAUAUGAACUAUCUUGAAAGUAUAGAAAAUUUGGCAAGUAUAGAUUAAUAAGUAUAUAAUAUUUUAUGCAAGUUAUAUUAAUUAUUAGGAUCAUGCAUUAUGUUUAUACAGUACCUUACUAUAUAAAAAAGCAACUUUGUCCAUAUCUCAUUUGAUUCAAUAAGCCUGCGAUCUGCUUAGAGAUGGGGAGAUGGGACCUUGGGAUGGUUAAAAGGCUUCCUCUAGAAUUCAGAUCUCAUAAGCAGAGAAAUACUAUGUAAACCUGGAUAUCCCUGCCCACGUUGCUUGAUAACCAAAUGUGGUUACAUAGUUUUUUGAAAAUUGUAGGUGGUCCUAUUCUUAGGGAUAAAAAUAGGCAUUGGUUUUCUCUAAAACUUUCUGCAAGUCAAACAAACAAACAAAAACUCUGUAUGUAGCACCCAGAAACCUGAAAGGACUUCUCAAGGUUUGUAGAUGUCAGAGGUUCUCUGUUGAUGACUUCCUAAUACUAGAGUACCUGAGUUGGUUGUGUAUUCAGCACAGUGCAGUGAUUGAGUGUGUACAUUCAGAGGCCAAACUGACUUUAAACCCUGGCUCUACCAUUACUAGCAAUGUACCCUUGAACAAGUUACUUCUCUGUGCCAGUUUCCUUAUUUGUAAAAUUUGGGUGGUGAUAAUAAUACCUACUUCAUGGUACUGUUGUGAAACUGAAAUAUAAUAAUACAUGAUGAGGGCUUAGAAAAGCACCUACCACAUGGUACAUGCUUUAAAAAUGUUAGCUGCUAUUCCUAUUCAUUUGUUUCUUAAAAUUACCUUUUAGGCGCCAACUGACUGCACUGAGAUGAUGGAUACAGGAUAAUAGUCUCUGUCCUCAUGGAACAGAGGACAUUAUAUUUCAGUUUGUGGUGAAGGACAUGAAUGGCGGUGCAGAUCGAUUUCCAGGCACUUGCUCACUUACAGCCAUGAGAGGCUGUGAAGGGGCUGACCAUGGGGUGGUGACCUUGCCAGCUCUUUGAAACAGGCACUCAUUUUGACUCAUCUGUGUCUGACACAUGCUGGUUGUUUUAACUGUCACUCUUGGCCACAGGUUGUUAGUGGGAAGCAUGAUAAGAGAUCCUAGAUCUGUUUAGUCACCUGGUUUUGCCAACACUAUUUUUGGUCCUGGUUGACAGAAUGCUGCCCUGGCUACUAUUUUGGACUGGACUGGCUCUUCAGCAGCCCCAGAAACCUUUGGUACUAUCAGAGACCCAGUUCUCUGAGCAAGAAAUGGCACAGCUGCUCCUGAGAGCAGGACAUGUUCCCGAUUUGAGGUGAAACCAUGAAGAGAAAAUAGAAUACUUAAUAAUGCUUUUCCGCAACCGCUUCUUGCUGCUGCUGGCCCUGGCUGCGCUGCUGGCCUUUGUGAGCCUCAGCCUGCAGUUCUUCCACCUGAUCCCGGUGUCGACUCCUAAGAAUGGAAUGAGUAGCAAGAGUCGAAAGAGAAUCAUGCCCGACCCUGUGACGGAGCCCCCUGUGACAGACCCCGUUUAUGAAGCUCUUUUGUACUGCAACAUCCCCAGCGUGGCCGAGCGCAGCAUGGAAGGUCAUGCCCCGCAUCAUUUUAAGCUGGUCUCAGUGCAUGUGUUCAUUCGCCACGGAGACAGGUACCCACUGUAUGUCAUUCCCAAAACAAAGCGACCAGAAAUUGACUGCACUCUGGUGGCUAACAGGAAACCGUAUCACCCAAAACUGGAAGCUUUCAUUAGUCACAUGUCAAAAGGAUCCGGAGCCUCUUUCGAAAGCCCCUUGAACUCCUUGCCUCUUUACCCAAAUCACCCAUUGUGUGAGAUGGGAGAGCUCACACAGACAGGAGUUGUGCAGCAUUUGCAGAACGGUCAGCUGCUGAGGGAUAUCUAUCUAAAGAAACACAAACUCCUGCCCAAUGAUUGGUCUGCAGACCAGCUCUAUUUAGAGACCACUGGGAAAAGCCGGACCCUACAAAGUGGGCUGGCCUUGCUUUAUGGCUUUCUCCCAGAUUUUGACUGGAAGAAGAUUUAUUUCAGGCACCAGCCAAGUGCGCUGUUCUGCUCUGGAAGCUGCUAUUGCCCGGUAAGAAACCAGUAUCUGGAAAAGGAGCAGCGUCGUCAGUACCUCCUACGUUUGAAAAACAGCCAGCUGGAGAAGACCUACGGGGAGAUGGCCAAGAUCGUGGAUGUCCCCACCAAGCAGCUUAGAGCUGCCAACCCCAUAGACUCCAUGCUCUGCCACUUCUGCCACAAUGUCAGCUUUCCCUGUACCAGAAAUGGCUGUGUUGACAUGGAGCACUUCAAGGUAAUUAAGACCCAUCAGAUCGAGGAUGAAAGGGAAAGACGGGAGAAGAAAUUGUACUUCGGGUAUUCUCUCCUGGGUGCCCACCCCAUCCUGAACCAAACCAUCGGCCGGAUGCAGCGUGCCACCGAGGGCAGGAAAGAAGAGCUCUUUGCCCUCUACUCUGCUCAUGAUGUCACUCUGUCACCAGUUCUCAGUGCCUUGGGCCUUUCAGAAGCCAGGUUCCCAAGGUUUGCAGCCAGGUUGAUCUUUGAGCUUUGGCAAGACAGAGAAAAGCCCAGUGAACAUUCCGUCCGGAUUCUUUACAAUGGCGUCGAUGUCACAUUCCACACCUCUUUCUGCCAAGACCACCACAAGCGUUCUCCCAAGCCCAUGUGCCCGCUUGAAAACUUGGUCCGCUUUGUGAAAAGGGACAUGUUUGUAGCCCUGGGUGGCAGUGGUACAAAUUAUUAUGAUGCAUGUCACAGGGAAGGAUUCUAAAAGGUAUGCAGUACAGCAGUAUAGAAUCCAUGCCAAUACAGAGCAUAGGGAAAGGUCCACUUCUAGUUUUGUCUGUUACUAAGGGUAGAAGAUUAUUGCUUUUUAAAGGCUAAAUAUUGUUUGUGGGAACCACAGAUGGUUGGGGUUGAACAGUAAGCACAUUGCUGCAAUGUGGUACGUGAAUUGCUUGGUACAAAAUGGCCAGUUCACAGAGGAAUAGAAGGUACUUUAUCAUAGCCAGACUUCGCUUAGAAUGCCAGAAUAAUAUAGUUCAAGACCUGAAGUUGCCAAUCCAAGUUUGCACUCUUCUGGCCUGCCCCAUGUUACUAUGUGAUGGAACCAGCACACCUCAACCAAAAUUUUUUUAAUCUUAGACAUUUUUACCUUGUCCUUGUUAAGAAUUUCUUGAAGUGAUUUAUCUAAAAUAAAGGUUGGCAAACUUUUUCUGUAAAGGGCCAGAUUGUAAAUAUUUCAGACUGUGUGGACCAAAAGGCCACAUACAGUCUCUGUCAUAACUACUCAACUCUGUUUCUGAAGCAGGAAAGCCACCACAGACAGUACAUAAAGGAAUAUGUGUAGCUGGGUUCCCAGGCCGGACAAAACAGAUGGUGACCAGAUUUGGCCCCUGGGCUGUAGUUUGCUGACCCCUCAUCUAAAAAAUAGGCUAUACUACAAUUGCACUUCCAGCACUUUGAGAACGAGUUGAAUACCAAGAAUUAUUCAAUGGUUCCUCCAGUAACUUCUGCUAGAAACACAGAAUUUGGUCUGUAUCUGACACUAGAACAAAACUUGAGGGUAAAUAAACAUUGAAUUAGAAUGAAUCAUAGAAAACUGAUUAGAAGAAUACUUGAUGUUUAUGAUGAUUGUGGUACAAGAUAGUUUUAAGUAUGUUCUAAAUAUUUGUCUGCUGUAGUCUAUUUGCUGUAUAUGCUGAAAUUUUUGUAUGCCAUUUAGUAUUUUUAUAGUUUAGGAAAAUAUUUUCUAAGACCAGUUUUAGAUGACUCUUAUUCCUGUAGUAAUAUUCAAUUUGCUGUACCUGCUUGGUGGUUAGAAGGAGGCUAGAAGAUGAAUUCAGGCACUUUCUUCCAAUAAAACUAAUUAUGGCUCAUUCCCUUUGACAAGCUGUAGAACUGGAUUCAUUUUUAAACCAUUUUCAUCAGUUUCAAAUGGUAAAUUCUGAUUGAUUUUUAAAUGCGUUUUUGGAAGAACUUUGCUAUUAGAUAGUUUACAGAUCUUUAUAAGGUGUUUUAUAUAUUAGAAGCAAUUAUAAUUACAUCUGUGAUUUCUGAACUAAUGGUGCUAAUUCAGAGAAAUGGAAAGUGAAAGUGAGAUUCUCUGUUGUCAUCGGCAUUCCAACUUUUUCUCUUUGUUUUUGUCCAGUGUUGCAUUUGAAUAUGUCUGUUUCUAUAAAUAAAUUUUUUAAGAAUACCUAUACUAUACAACUAAUGGUUUGUACCUAUAAGUCACUCGAGUUAUUUUCAAGUGAGAGCCAGUAUUUUAUUUUUCCCCCUUCAUUCAAAUGUCAUGCAGAGAACCAGUAUUUUAAAAUUUUAUUUUAACUGCUUUACUAACUGCUGAAAGUUGUGUUAUCUCUCAAGUAUUCAAAGACUAAAUGUGUUUUCUUUCCUUCCCACUCACAAUAUAUCUGAAUUAGAACUGCUAAACACAGCUUGAAGACUUAAAAAUAAAAGUGACUCGGAAGAUUUUUUAAAAAAUCAA